Trichoderma reesei QM6a is the source of this 2406-nucleotide messenger RNA. RefSeq lists its product as uncharacterized. NCBI's taxonomy places the organism in Eukaryota, Fungi, Ascomycota, Sordariomycetes, Hypocreales, Hypocreaceae. Gene Ontology annotation, cellular component: nucleus; nuclear origin of replication recognition complex. The transcript is spliced from 5 exons. Bases 1 to 2406 code for a protein of 801 amino acids. Gene Ontology annotation, biological process: DNA replication; DNA replication initiation. Gene Ontology annotation, molecular function: ATP hydrolysis activity; ATP binding; DNA replication origin binding. The record is from RefSeq and is a predicted model, not a curated record.
AUGGAGCUCGACGAAUCAUUAGGAAACCGAAAGCGCUCCUUUGCCGAACACGACCAAGGUCUCGAUUCCGAGGCCGCCUACAAGAAGCGCCGACUCGAUGGCGAGAACGCAGAGGUGCCGGCGCCGGGGGCCCUGAGCAGCUUCGCCUCGGCCAUCUCGGGCGUGUUUGGCUACGGCAAAAAGGCUGCGGCUGCAGAGUCAACGGGCGAGGUCGUCGACAAGGGCGCCGUUCCCCAGCCAAAGCCGCAGGCGCAGCAGCAGCAGCAGCAGCAGCAGCAGCCACUGUCCACGACAACAGCGAACAAGGCCCGGCCGGCGAUCAAGCUUGCGGCGCUGCUGGGGACGAAGUGGGAUACGGGAGAUGCGCCGCCGAAAAAGGGGAGAGGGGGCAGACGCAAGGUGAUUCCCGUGCGAGACGAGACCUUUGUGUCACCCAAGCAGGAAGCACCGCCUUCGGGCAGAGGCAGAGGCAGAGGGCGAGGCAGAGGCAGCAGAGACGAGCUCUCGACGAAUGAAUACCCUGCCGUUGGCCCUCUGGGCAGCCGGAACUUGAACCUCACUCAAAGAUUGGCUGAAUCUACUGCCUCGGCGGCGUCGACACCAAAGAGCAUAUUAUCACCAACGAAGAAACGAGGACCCCGACCACUGAAGAAUGUGUCUUUCGACCAAACAAACGAUGCCCAAGUCUCUACGGAAGUCUUCUUCGAGGAUCUGCCAAAAGAGCCAAGCGCCAGAAAGAAGCCCGGCCGAAAGCCCAAGCAGGCUGAGCCUAUCGCCGCAGCCUCGGACGAGAUCGUGUGCGGCAUAUGCUCUAGUCCGGAAUCCGAAGCACCCAACGAAAUCAUCCUCUGCGACAACUGCGACUUUGCCGUACACCAAAUGUGCUACGGCGUGCGUGAGAUUCCAGAGGGCGACUGGCUGUGCAAAUCGUGCGCGCAGGAGGAUGUUUUGGGCUUGGCGAAGAAGCCGGCCGAGGAGGUUUCCGAGGAGGUCGCUGACGCGGUAGCGGCGCCUGUCAGUGAGGUGCCAGAUAUUCCCAACCUGGACUUUCACUUGCGCGCCCUGCAGAGGGUUCUGCUGGAUCGGUGUACUGGCCGGAGGUCGAUUCGCAUGUUUGGCCAGCAGGACCAGUACGAGAAGGCGCAUCAGCUGAUUGAGCAGACUGUUGUGGCGGGCGAGGGGAACUCUAUGCUCCUUAUCGGGCCCAGGGGAUGUGGGAAGACGACGAUGAUCAACAACAUUGUCAAGGAUAUGUCGCGGGAGCAUCGUCAAGACUUUCACAUCGUUAGGCUCAACGGGUUUAUUCACACAGACGACAAGUUGGCGCUCAAGGAGAUCUGGCGGCAGCUGGGCAAGGAGAUGCAGGUUGACGACGACUUGCUGACGCGGUCCAACUAUGCGGAUACCAUGGCAUCCCUAUUGGCACUGCUGUCCCACCCCUCCGAAAUCAUAGGGCAAGACGAGGGCGUCACGUCGCAAUCCGUCAUCUUCAUCAUUGACGAGUUUGAUCUGUUUGCGACUCAUCCCAGGCAGACUCUUCUCUACAACCUGUUUGACAUUGCGCAGUCGCGAAAGGCACCAAUUGCGGUCCUGGGAUGCACGACGCGCCUCGACGUAGUGGAGAUGCUCGAGAAGAGAGUCAAGAGCCGCUUCAGCCACCGAUACAUUUACCUCUCGCUGCCCAAGAACUUGGCGGCCUUUUGGCAAGUCUGCCGACAGGGGCUCAUGCUCGGGGAUGUUGAGCCGGAGGAGGAAGGGUUGGACCGGAGCGUCGAGGGAUUCACCGAGUUCCAGGCCUACUGGGAUCACAAGAUCGAGGAUCUCUACAAGCAGCGAGCGUUCCAAGACCUGCUGCAGUAUCACUACUACACGACCAAGUCGCCGUCGGGCUUCUUCAACGAGUGGAUUCUACCACUGUCGUGGCUAACGGCGAGCAACCCAGACCUCAAGAUCCCAGCCGUCGGCUCGGAGCUGACGUCGCUGGCACCGCCCGACUCGCGCCUGCACCUGCUGUCGACGCUGUCGGAGCUGGACCUCGGGCUGCUGAUUGCGGCCGCGCGGCUGGACAUUGUGGCCGACACGGACACGGUCAACUUCGCCAUGGCGUACGACGAGUACAGCACGCUGGCCGGGCGGCAGCGCGUGCAGUCGGCGACGGCGGGACUGCUGGCGCAGGGCGGCCACGCGCGGGUCUGGGGUCGCGGCGUGGCGGCCGUCGCGUGGGAGCGGCUGGUGACGCUGGGCUUGCUGGUGCCGGCGGGCGCGGGCGCGGGCGCGGGCAGCAGGAGUCAGGGGCAGCACGGGGGGCUCGAGGCCAAGAUGUGGAGGGUGGACGUUGCGCUCGAGGAGAUUCCGGUGGCGACGAAGCUGAGCAGCGUCUUGGCCAAGUGGUGCAAGGAGAUUUGA